CCCUCCCUCCUCUCUUCUCUACUCUUCCAUUCCAACGCCAGCCACGCCUUUCUUCCCUUCCCUCUCGCUUCCCCUCCCCCGACCAAGAAGAGGUCGGGAAGGGAAGGGAGCCGCGCCGCGCCGCGCCUCGCCACAGCCACGCACAGGCCACCCAUAUGCAGCCGAGCGGCCGCGAAAUGCAGGGCGGCGGUGGGCAGGACGACUUCUUCGACCAGAUGCUGUCCACGCUGCCGGCCGCGUGGUCCGACCUCGGCUCCGGCAAGUCGCCGUGGGAGCUCCCCGCGGGGGCGGGGGCCGUCCCCGAGGACGCCGCCGCGUACGACGAGGCCGCGCUCCUCGCCUCGCGCCUCCGCCACCACCAGAUCGGCGGCGGCGGCGCCGGCGCCGGGGAGAAGCCCCUCAUGCUCCACCUCAGCGACCUGCACGGCCUCGGCGGGGGAGGGGCCGGCGACGACGCCGGGUUCAUGCCGCUGCCGCUCUUCACCGACCGCGCCAGGGACGACAUGGACGCCGCCUUCAAGUCCCCCAAUGCCACCGGAGCUGACCAGGCGCUGUACAACGGGUUCGGAGCCGCUGGGAUGCAUGCCGCCGUGCAUCAGCCGCCGUUCGGGCAGGGCGGGUCAAUGCCGGCGGCGCAGAGCUUCGGGGGAGGCGCGGCGGCCGCGGGUGGUGCGCCGGCGCCGGCCGCCGGAGCGGCGUCGGCCGGAGGAGGUGCCGCGCCGCCGCGGCAGCAGCGCCAGCGGGCCAAGAGGGGGCAAGCCACUGAUCCUCACAGCAUCGCCGAACGUCUCCGGAGGGAGAGGAUAGCGGAGAGGAUGAAGGCGUUGCAGGAGCUGGUCCCUAACGCCAACAAGACCGACAAGGCAUCGAUGCUUGACGAGAUCAUUGAUUAUGUGAAGUUCCUCCAGCUUCAAGUCAAGGUUCUUAGCAUGAGCCGAUUAGGCGGAGCUACAGCCGUCGGCCCUCUAGUUGCUAGCAUGGCAUCAGAGGGCAAUGGGAACGGAAAUGGCACAAGCGACAGCGGAAAUGGCAAUGCCGCCAACGGUGAGAAUGGUGGUGGCAGCCUGCAGGUGACGGAGCAACAGGUGGCCAGGUUGAUGGAGGAGGACAUGGGCACCGCCAUGCAGUACCUGCAGGGCAAGGGGCUCUGCCUGAUGCCGAUCUCUCUCGCCUCAGCCAUCUCCUCCGCCACAUCGUCGUCCCUCCUAUCUCGCCCCUCCAUGGGUGCAAUGGGAGGCGCUAGGGGUCCCCUGCACGACGGCGGUAGCCCUGCGUCGCCGCCACUGGUGAACGGUGGUGAUGAUUCCAGGACCAUCAAGGAUGGCGGUAAGCAGUGAAGGCAGUGUUCUUGUCUUGAGAGGUUGUGUGUUCAGAAGGGAGGUCUUGUUGUAGGGUUGGAAUUGUCAAGUGGCCCAGCAGGGCUUUUCCCCUCCACCUUUCCUGCCCCCCUUUUGUUUGUUUAUAAGAAAUGAUGUUUAAUCAUGCAACCUUUAGCUCCAUCUUUUCAUGUUCUUGUAAAAUAGCUUUCCUGGCCUCUUUACCUCU
Sorghum bicolor (sorghum) is the source of this 1545-nucleotide messenger RNA. RefSeq names its product transcription factor bHLH82. Gene Ontology annotation, molecular function: protein dimerization activity; RNA polymerase II cis-regulatory region sequence-specific DNA binding; DNA-binding transcription factor activity, RNA polymerase II-specific. The transcript has 7 exons. Gene Ontology annotation, biological process: regulation of transcription by RNA polymerase II. Gene Ontology annotation, cellular component: nucleus. Lineage: Eukaryota; Viridiplantae; Streptophyta; Magnoliopsida; Poales; Poaceae. Bases 156 to 1337 code for a protein of 393 amino acids. The record is from RefSeq and is a predicted model, not a curated record.